This is a messenger RNA of Poecilia latipinna (sailfin molly), 2408 nucleotides long. RefSeq names its product tetraspanin-8-like. Lineage: Eukaryota; Metazoa; Chordata; Actinopteri; Cyprinodontiformes; Poeciliidae. The coding region runs from base 197 to 967 and encodes 256 amino acids. The transcript has 9 exons. The record is from RefSeq and is a predicted model, not a curated record. Gene Ontology annotation, cellular component: membrane.
CUUCCGGACGCCACCUGAAGGCAGCACGGAGCCAGCAUCCAGCACAUCACAGUGACGUCCUGUGCGGAUGCAGACGACAGAUGCCCUUACAGUCUCCACGGCAAGCUUCUUUCUGUUUUCUUCUUAUGUAAAGGAAAAAGAAAAAAGAAAAAGAAAAACAGGGGCGUUUUAAAGCCUGGAAGAGUCAGCAGCGAGAAUGCAGAAGAGCUCAGUGGUCGUGGUGGCGGAUAAAACGAGCCUGAAAAGGCCGUUUAUUUUCGCUAACGCUGUACAUAUGGCUUUGUGUUUUUUCAUGUUGAGGAUGACUGUUAUUUGGCAUAGGGACCUCAUACAAACUGGCAAGAUGAUUCCCAGCAUUUCUGUAGCAAUGAUGUAUGUGAUCGAGGUUGGCUGCCUGCUGCUGUCUGUGCUCGGUGUGUUUGGGGCCUGCAAAGGGAAGCGAUGGUGUUUGAUUCUGUACGCAGCCGGGAUGGCGGCGGCCAGUCAAACAAUAAUCAUCAGAACGGCACUGAGUUACCAAGAUGUUUACGAGAAGCGUGUUGUGCGUGAGGAGUCCAAGCUGCUGGCCAUGAUGCCGCUCACUGCGCCAAACAAAGCCAACAGGACGUUACUACAUAAUAUCCAAGAGGAAUUGGAAUGCUGCGGUCUCAUUGAAGGGUACAAGGACUGGGGUGCAUCCAUCCCCGCCUCCUGCAACUGUCACUAUCCAGGAAAAUGUGUUCGACUACGGGGCAGCGCCACUAUCGGGGCGCCGAAGAACCAGUAUGUUUAUCGAGAGCCUUGCCUGCCGAUUUAUCUCUCCGAACUGAAGCUGGCCUUCUCCUUGGUGAUGGCUAUACAGUUUGGGAGCGGAGUAUUCUGGAUCAUCUUACUCGCCAUGAGCAUCAAGCUGAUGGGACAGAUCAAAAGGAAACAGGAAUUUAUAUCUCUCCUCCAGUCCAACAGAUACGUUCCUGGCGCUUUCUAGAGGCAGCAGUACGUCUUAAAACACACACACACACACACACACACUUUACAAACUCCUGCAAGCGUACGUGGUUUGAAUUGGCACAUGGAGCUGCAUACCAUAGCCAGGCUAUAAUGUGCUGUAGCAAUAUAUGUUAUGAUUUUAUACAUGUUACUGCAUGUAACUAAUGUUUGAAAAGUGAUCUACAUGGUUAGAUUAAUAUUAUUAUAUUACUGUUUGAAGCCUUACUGCUGUAAAACAAAGCAAUUUUACUUGUAUUUACAUGAUAUUCACACUUUUACAUGCUUCCAUCAUAAAGAAGAUUGUGCUUUCAAAGGAUAUUUUGUCAAGUAAGUUGUUUUUCUGGUGCUUUUCCCCCCCCCCUUGGGAAAUGUAACGAUGUUCCUUAAUAUUUUUUUUAAGUUCAAUAUGCACAUAAUUACUUUUUUUUUUUCAUUUGUUCAAAAAUGGUCUGACAUUUAUUGAUUAUUUUCUCAUUUUCUGUAUUCCAACCUUCCGAGAUUAAUUCAGUGUUUUGAACAGGUUCAGUACUGCAGUAGACACUGCUUGUUAUAAAAACUGGGAUUCGAAACUGUAAAAUUAUGACUGCGGUUUUCUGCGCUCUCCCAAGUUAUAAUGAUGUUUGGUGAAGAAAGAUGUAUUUUAAAUGUACUUAGCUGCUUGAAAACCCUUUGGAAAUCCUGUAAUAUAUUGAUUCAUAACAUCUAUAGCUCUAAAACAUGUUCAUAAAUGCUCUCUAAGGAAAAGCUUUCUUCAAAGCCGUUACGCUAUAGGUAGAUACGCCAAACAGGAAGUGAGGUUAAGGUGUUAAUCAAGCACAAAUAUGCCCUUUUGUGUUGCUGCUUCCUUCUUCUCUUCCUUAUAAUGCUUUUAUUUUUGCGUGCGGGUUAGGUUCUUAGUAUAUACCUGACCACUGUAUAUAGGUAUUUUUCAUAUAUUCACAGAACUGGGCUAAAAAGGAAGGACAUUUGAGCUGGAAAAUUAUAGUUUUUUGCCAUUAAAAAUGUGUAGGAACCCUAUACUUACUAUAUAAUAUAUUAUCUCAAUCCAGUUGAUUCAGAGGCUAUCUAACAUUUUAUCAAAAACACUGCAGUAUUUAUUUAUUUAGUUUUCCAAGCCCGAUUGGUGCAUCUUGAGCAGCUUUCAACAACCUCACUGUAUACCAAAAAUUGUGUUCUUGUAUUAUAUGCAAUUUUUUUUUAAAAAUAGAAAUUAGAUGAACUUCCACAUGCACACACGAUGCACUUUUUGUCUUUUCUUUCCCCAUUUGUUUCACUGUUUGUGAUUAAAAAUGGACUCUAACUUAACAUGUCAUCUGCAAUACAAUCAGUUAUGAAAAAGAUGAUUUCUUUUGUCACUUAAGCACAUAUGAAACUGCAUUAGAGUGAACAAUAAUCAUUGGAAAAUAUUAAUAUUUAUAAGCUUCUUUCAGCACCUUUUU